AUGAAGCUCUCGUCCAUCCUCCUCUCCUCGCUCCUGUGCGCCGCCUCCGCGAGCGCACAGUACUUCUCUGAAGGCUGGCAGCCCGGGCAGCAGCAGCAGCAGCCCAACCUCGCCGCCAACGCCCCGCCCCUGCACGCCCCGCCCCCCGCACAGACCUUCGACCGCGCCGCCCCUACAGACAAGCCCGCCCCAGCUCCGCAGAGCCUCACGUCGCUGCUCGACAUCAACCGGCUGCUCACCGCGGGGCCCGUCGCGUCGCUGUUCGGGAAGAUGGGCGUGAACAUCACGGAGGCGGUCGCGCGCAGCGCGGAGUCGCCGUGGGACCUGCGCAUCCCGUUUAUUACGGACGAGAACUUUGACGAGGUCAUCGUGCGCGAGGAGCUCACGCCUGAGGAGGAGGCGGAGCGCGUCUGGUUCCUCAUCAUCUCGGUGACGGCGGGGCAGAACAACGCGAUCUCGAAGUUUGUCGACCAGAGCUUUGACGAGGCGUACAACCAGACGGUCACUGCGGGUGACCUCCCCCAUGUGCGCUGGGGUCGUGUCGACUAUAUCAACGUCACGUACCUCACCACGAAGUGGGCCAUUUGGUCAGGACCGUAUCUGGUCAUUAUCACCGACAGGGGCCAGACACUCCGGUUCUACAAGGCGGACCGCGUGCGCGUCACCGCCGACCUCCUGCGCGACCUGCUCACCGAGGAGCACUGGCGCAACACCCAGCCAUGGAAGACGAACUUCGCGCCCGGCGGAAAGCGGGAGUGGAUCCUGCACUACUACGCGUUCGGCCUGAUGCACGCGUUCAACUUCGUGAACCGCUUCCCGCGCUGGAUGCUCAUGAUCGGGUCGGGCAUGAUCGCGAGCCUCGUCAUGCGCCUGCUGCACAAGAGCCCUGCUGAGCCGACGAAGCCUGCCAACCCGACGGUUGCGGUAGAGGACAGCACGGCAGUGGCGACCAGCAAGUCGGCGGCCAGCAGCACCACGGCGGCGUCGACGGCGACGUCCAGCCCGAGCAAGAGUUCGAAAGGGUCGGCGAAGUCGCGCAAGGGGAAGAAGUAGUUGGGCGGAUGGGUGGGAGUUGGGGCCUGUGUAUCGUAACUUCUUCAUGACGGAUGUGCACGUUCACCUGUAGGGUAUGGCCAGGACGCGGUCGCCCAGCGCAUGUAGUUCUGUUUUGUAGUGCUAUCGUUGCUGCUAAUAUCUAUCACUAUUCUUGC
Trametes versicolor FP-101664 SS1 is the source of this 1211-nucleotide messenger RNA. RefSeq lists its product as uncharacterized. The transcript is spliced from 5 exons. Gene Ontology annotation, molecular function: hormone activity. The coding region runs from base 1 to 1053 and encodes 350 amino acids. Gene Ontology annotation, cellular component: extracellular region. NCBI's taxonomy places the organism in Eukaryota, Fungi, Basidiomycota, Agaricomycetes, Polyporales, Polyporaceae. Gene Ontology annotation, biological process: multicellular organism development. The record is from RefSeq and is a predicted model, not a curated record.